UCAAAGUUAUCGUUACAAUAAUAAUAAAAAAAUCAAACAGUUGUUUUGUUCCCGCAUUCGAAAAGAAGAAGAAGAAACAGAGCAUGGAAAUGGUAGGAAACCUAUCUCUUCCAUUACUACUCCCAAACCCGCCGCCUUCCGCCUCCGCCUCCGCUUCUACUUCCAAACCCUUCUCAGUAACUACUCUUGUCAUCCAUGACUUCAAUUCCACCUCACACUCCCGAAACCGUAUGUCCAUCGGUAAUUCCUCCUCCGACCCCAACUACGGCAAGCCAUGGUUCAACCACCAUCUUUCUUCUUCAGGUCAGCAUAUUCUCGACACCUUACUUCACUCUCCCGCUGAUUGCAUUCAACUCGACAAUAUUCUAGGCCCCCUUUUCACCCAACCACAUCCACAUCCCACUAGUUUAUCUCGUGAUAUUCUCGCCAUAAUCAAAGCUUUAGGGUUUCGAAGAGAAUCCGAACUUGCUUUUGCCGUUUUUGACUGGGUUCGCAACCAGCAAGGUUGUGCUAAUCUUUUAACCGGUUCUGCAAUUGCUGUCAUAGUUAACAUUCUCGGCAAAGCAGGUCGGGCUUCAUCCGCGGCGUCUUUGCUUCGAACUCUUGAAAAUGAUGGAUUUGAGAUUGAUGUUUAUGCUUAUACUUGUUUGAUAACUGCUUAUGCUAGUAAGGGUAGAUACAAUGACGCUGUUUCUGUGUUCAAUAAGAUGCAAAGAGAUGGUUGUAGCCCUACUCUCAUUACUUAUAAUUCCAUGUUGAAUGUUUAUGGAAAAAUGGGUAUGCCUUGGUCUCGUGUUAAGUCUCUUGUAUAUUCUAUGAAAAUGAAUGGAGUUGCUCCUGAUUUGUAUACUUACAAUACCCUUAUCACUUGUUGUAGUCGUGGUUCUCUAUAUGAUGAAGCUGUUAAUGUGUUUGAUGAUAUUAAGAUGGCGGGUUUUACUCCUGACAGGGUUACAUAUAAUGCAUUGUUAGAUGUUUUUGCAAAGUCUAGACGCCCCGAGGAGGCUUUGCAGGUGCUUAAAGAUAUGGAAAUUAAUGGCUUCUCUGCAUCCAUUAUUACUUAUAAUUCGAUGAUAUUUGCUUAUGUUAGAGGUGGUUUGUUAGAGGAAGCAUUGCAGCUUAAAAUUCAAAUGGUGGAGAAAGGGAUUAAGCCGGAUGUUUUUACCUACACCACACUUUUCUCGGGGUUUGAGAGAGCUGGGAAAGAUGAGUUUGCUUUUGAAGUAUAUGAUGAAAUGAAAGCGGCGGGAUGCAAACCUAAUAUUUACACCUUUAAUGCUCUUAUCAAGAUACAUGGUAAUCGUGGAAAAUUUGUGGAAAUGAUGAAGGUUUUUGAGGAUAUCAAGGAGUGUGGGUGUUCUCCUGAUAUUGUUACUUGGAACACACUCUUGGCUGUGUUUGGACAGAAUCAAAUGGACUCUGAAGUAGCAGGAGUGUUUAAAGAGAUGAAGAGGUCGGGGUUUGUGCCUGAGAGGGACACCUUCAACACUUUAAUUAGUGCGUAUAGUAGAUGUCGUUCAUUCGAUCAAGCAAUGGCUGUUUAUAAAAGCAUGCUGGUUGCUGGAGUGUCUCCUGAUCUCUCUACCUAUAAUGCUGUUUUAGCCGCCUUGGCUCGAGGUGGGUUUUGGGAACAAUCAGAGAAAAUUAUUGCUGAAAUGAAGGAUGGUCGGUGUAAACCUAAUGAACUGACGUACUCUUCUCUGCUUCAUGCCUAUGCCAAUGGUAAGGAGAUUGAAAAGAUGAAAGCAUUUGCUGAGGAGAUUUACUCUGACUCUAUUGAACCACAUCCUGUUCUGUUGAAGACACUUGUUCUAGUAAGUAGCAAGACUGAACUCCUAAUGGAAACAGAACGCGCUUUUUCUGAAUUAAGGAAAAGAGGAAUUACACCUGGCCUUACUACUCUGAAUUCAAUGAUUUCAAUAUAUGGGAGGAAGCAGGUGGUGUCCAAGGCCAAUGAGAUUUUGGACUUCAUGCACAAGAAUGGUUUUACUCCAAAUUUGACCACAUAUAAUAGCUUGAUGUAUAUGUACAGCCGUUCGGAGAAGUUCCAAAAAUCAGAAGAAAUCUUAAGGGAAGUUCUGAAAAAAGGUAUGAAACCAGAUAAGAUUUCAUAUAAUACUGUUAUCUACGCAUAUUGCAGAAGUGGUAGGAUGAAGGAGGCUUUGAGGAUAUUUUCCGAAAUGAAAGAUUCUGCACUUGUUCCAAAUGUUGUAACUUACAACACAUUUGUUGCAACUUAUGCCGCUGACUCAAUGUUUGUUGAGGCUAUUGAUGUUAUUCGAUACAUGAUCAAGAAGGGAUGUAGGCCAGACCAGAAUACUUAUAACUCCAUUGUUGACUGGUAUUGCAAGCAUAAUCGACAAGAAGAGGCAAACAGUUUUGUGAAAAACCUUGGUAAUAUUGACCCACAUGUUUCCAAGGAUGAGAAAAGUAGGUUACUAGAGAGAAUGGCAAGAAUGGCAAGGGAAUUGCCAUCUAUGAAACACAGACUCCGACACGGACACCGGGACACGACACGGAUACGGACACGGACACUCCGACACCGAUAAUUUGCAAAUCAUCUGUGAUAAGUUGGACACUUGUUUUCAGAGGAACAUGAACUUGAAGAUUUAUCCUUGAGUAUUCUCAACAAUUAGGCUUCACAGGUGGAUUAAAAUUUAUUUUUCUAAGAUGCUGAUAUUUGCCGCCGCCUCUUCUAUGUGGAUCAAUUCCCCAAGAAUCCAAGAUGGUGACAACUUUGUAAUUUACUUUUCAUAUGCUUUGAAACAGUUGUCACACAUAAUUGUUUUAGCAGUUUAGCUGUAUUUUUUUCAGGUCUAUAAUAUUUAUUGGUGCCUUUGAUUUGCAUUCUCAAAAAAAUGAAAAAGUCUCUUGAAUAUCUCAAUGCAUCACUGUUUGGAAUGUUACAAUGCGAACACUUUCUAUCUUCUUUUUAAGCACUUCUCUUUCUCCAUAUGUCCUGGUGUGUUAUAUCCUGUUUGUUUUUUAAAUUUUCUUUUGUUUAUCUUCAAUUGGCGUUAACAUUCUGUUUUAUACAUAUUUUGUAGAUAUAGAUGGCAUGUUUUGCAGAUGUAUCUAAGAUCUUGGAGUGACUGCAUAUUUUUGGUUUUUUGCACAAAUCAAAUUCCUACAAAUCAGUGGAGGUAAUGGAAGAAGCAGUGCACUAUCUCUUACUGAACUUUUGUUUUUUAGUUUGAUUAAUGUUUCUUAUGCAAUCAUUAGAAAAUGAUAUGUUAUGUUUUCGUGGUUGAUCAUACAGAUAAAACUAUGGACUUAUGCCUGCAAGUAAUAAUCUGUAUCUUUGAAAAUGGCUGAAAUCUUCUAGUUUUACAGUGCUCAUUAACUGAAUAUGCUUUCAACACAUUUCCAAAUUUUAAAAUGGUGCAGGUUUGAGUAGAAUUGAACUCGUCCCUAAUAUUGAACUUCUCAACAGGAUAGAGAGGGAGUUUUUACUUCUAAUUCCAAUAUUUUCCACUAAAUCUAUCGAUUACAUUCCACUAAAGCCAUUUCUUUCGACCUCAAUCGUGCUCCAAAAACAAAUAUAUUAGUCAACAAACUAUUUCUAUGGUAUUCCCUCUAGUUUUACACCAAACAAAAAUUGUGUAUAUUGGUUUCAUCAACUAAUUUGUCUCCACUAAUUUUAUGGCCUCACCAUUUUAAAAGUUCACAUAAAUUAUACAUCUAAGGCCCCUCCCGUGAAUUAUUUCCAUUUAUUUCAAUACCCAACAAAAAUUGCAAAAUUAUAUCUCCUCCUUGAUUUAAUUUGUUCAGUUUGAUACCUCACUUGGAUUUUAGCCUUCUUUUUUUCUUUUUUUUGGUACAGUUGUUUUUUGUUUGGUUCAGACUUAGCUUUAGCCUUCUGGAAUCACUUAUCUUUUUGUUAGCAAAGUACAUUUGUCUUGUCCUUUAAAAAGCAAAGUACUUUUUCAUUUUAUGGAUUGAUCUCUUGGUGCAGAAAU
Lathyrus oleraceus (garden pea) is the source of this 3959-nucleotide messenger RNA. Its product is annotated as pentatricopeptide repeat-containing protein At5g02860. Gene Ontology annotation, molecular function: protein binding. Bases 84 to 2549 code for a protein of 821 amino acids. The transcript has 2 exons. NCBI's taxonomy places the organism in Eukaryota, Viridiplantae, Streptophyta, Magnoliopsida, Fabales, Fabaceae. The record is from RefSeq and is a predicted model, not a curated record.